AUGUAACCAUACUUCAUAAAAUUGUUAAAAAAAUAAAAUAUUCUUCAUAAGUAGCAAGCAAGUAAAUUGUAAAAUCAAAUGUGGAAUUAACUAUGCCAAAGUAAAAUAUGUGAGUAAUUAGAUCUCAAAAAAUUCUAAAAUAAAAUAUUCAGCAAUAUUACCUAAGUAAAACCAGAGGUUAAUUGCUAAGAGCCAUUUUAACCCUCUUUUUUUAAGGCAGUGGAUUUAAAACAUAGGAAAAGAGAUAGAUAAUAAGGUUUGAAGAUAUCUUAUGAAAAUUAGCUUUUGAGAGAUAAAAUGAUGAAUAUAGAUUCAAGAAAAUACUCAGCAUUUAGCGAUUAGCUUGAUUCAUUCAGAGCAUCACAUGCUACUAGUAAAAUAUAAAAUCGUAUAAGAUAGGCAAACCAAAUUAAUCAUGAAAACUUGGGAAUACAAAAGAGAUUAGUAAGCACAACUUCUAUGUACAGUUUUAAAUAAUUUGAGUUAGACAAUAUGAAAAGAAAAUACCUAGCAAAUAAUAUUAGCCACAAUGCAAGAAGAGUAGGAUAUUUACCUGAUUAAAGUAUUUCUUAGUUAAAUAAAAGUACAAAAAGUAGAUUAAGCAAGCUUUCAUUAAAUUCUCCAUAAGAAGUUAAUUAUGAUUAUGGAAUUCUUGAAAACUCUCUUGCAUAAAGAAAAUCUAAGACAGAAGGAGGGAAAUUUCUUCAUUCUUCUACUUCUACUAUGAAAUAAUUUAAAAGCUUUUCUAGAUAAAAUUCUUGA
Tetrahymena thermophila SB210 is the source of this 762-nucleotide messenger RNA. RefSeq lists its product as hypothetical. The transcript has 7 exons. The record is from RefSeq and is a predicted model, not a curated record. Lineage: Eukaryota; Ciliophora; Oligohymenophorea; Hymenostomatida; Tetrahymenidae.